CGGGCGCCCGCACUCAGGUCCCUCCGCAGCGGGUUCUCAGUUGGUCGCUGGGCAGACCCAGGUCGCGCUCCCACUGCCGAGCCCGCGAGAUCCAGCAGAGCAGGCCUGUGUGCACGUAGGCAGCCAAUUAGGGGGGAAGGGGUGGGGGCCAGACCGUCUGUCUGUUCUGCCGGCGCAGGGGCCUCUGGCCCCUGCAGGGAAGAGAGACUCAAGACCUGCUCCCUCUCCACCUGGACCCCACCCAGCUUCCUCUGGGGAGCAAACAGAUGCUCCCCAGAGCUGCCUGGAGCUUGGUGCUGAGGAAAGGUGGAGGUGGAAGACGAGGGAUGCACAGCUCAGAAGGCACCACCCAUGGUGGGGGGAAGAUGUCCCCCUACACCAACUGCUAUGCCCAGCGCUACUACCCCAUGCCAGAAGAGCCCUUCUGCACAGAACUCAACGCUGAGCAGCAGGCCCUGAAGGAGAAGGAGAAGGGAAGCUGGACCCAGCUGACCCACGCCGAAAAGGUGGCCUUGUACCGGCUCCAGUUCAAUGAGACCUUUGCGGAGAUGAACCGUCGCUCCAAUGAGUGGAAGACAGUGAUGGGUUGUGUCUUCUUCUUCAUUGGAUUCGCAGCUCUGGUGAUUUGGUGGCAGCGGGUCUACGUAUUUCCUCCAAAGCCGAUCACCUUGACGGACGAGUGGAAAGCCCAGCAGCUGCAGCGCAUGCUGGACAUGAAGGUGAAUCCUGUGCAGGGCCUGGCCUCCCGCUGGGACUAUGAGAAGAAGCAGUGGAAGAAGUGACUUGCAUCCCCAGCUGUCUCCCUGCGGCUCCGCCCUGGCUGGGAGCCUCUGGCGGCCCCUCCCCUCCCCUGCCCUUAACCCUAGUAAAGCUCCAAAAAAAAAUUU
Messenger RNA from Pan troglodytes (chimpanzee), 887 nucleotides. RefSeq names its product cytochrome c oxidase subunit 4I2 (gene COX4I2). The transcript has 6 exons. Gene Ontology annotation, biological process: mitochondrial electron transport, cytochrome c to oxygen. Lineage: Eukaryota; Metazoa; Chordata; Mammalia; Primates; Hominidae. Gene Ontology annotation, cellular component: respiratory chain complex IV. Bases 267 to 782 code for a protein of 171 amino acids. The record is from RefSeq and is a predicted model, not a curated record.